Molecule: messenger RNA, 2750 nt
Organism: Leopardus geoffroyi (Geoffroy's cat)
Lineage: Eukaryota; Metazoa; Chordata; Mammalia; Carnivora; Felidae
Gene: ARFRP1
Product: ADP ribosylation factor related protein 1
Exons: 8
Coding region: 128-823 (231 amino acids)
Biological process (GO): intracellular protein transport; protein localization to organelle; Golgi to plasma membrane protein transport
Cellular component (GO): Golgi apparatus
Molecular function (GO): GTP binding; GTPase activity
Source: RefSeq, a predicted model, not a curated record
GCUCCGCCCGCCCCGAGCCGCCCGCCUGCCUCCCGUCGGGCGCCGCGCGAGGUCAGCGCGGGGUCAGCGCGGGUCUGCGGGGUCAGGCGCGCGGCGGUUCCGCGGCCCGGACGGGCGCGAGGGCAGGAUGUACACGCUGCUGUCGGGCCUGUACAAGUACAUGUUCCAGAAGGACGAGUACUGCAUCCUGAUCCUGGGCCUGGACAAUGCCGGCAAGACGACGUUCUUGGAGCAGUCAAAAACCCGGUUUAACAAGAACUACAAGGGGAUGAGCCUAUCCAAAAUCACCACCACCUCGGCACUGUGGACGUGGGAAAGGCCCGCCUCAUGUUCUGGGACUUGGGGGGCCAGGAAGAGCUGCAGUCUCUGUGGGACAAGGCACCUCGGAAGGGCCUUCCAGUUGGCGGCUGGCCCUGGGGUGGCCAAGUGCCUGUGGCCCAGCACCCCCUUUCUGCCCCUCCCCAGUACUACGCGGAAUGCCACGGUGUCAUCUAUGUCAUCGACUCCACAGACGAGGAGAGGCUGUCCGAGUCCAAGCGAGCGUUCGAGAAGAUGGUCACGAGUGAGGCACUGGACGGUGUCCCCAUCCUGGUGCUGGCCAACAAGCAGGACGUUGAGCCUCGCCUUCCCCCAGACUUGCCUCUCGAUCCCCGACAUCAAGACUGCGUUCAGUGAUUGCACCUCCAAGAUUGGCAGGCGCGACUGCCUGACCCAGGCCUGCUCGGCCCUCACCGGCAAAGGGGUGCGCGAGGGCAUCGAGUGGAUGGUGAAGUGCGUUGUGCGGAACGUGCACCGGCCACCGCGGCAGAGGGACAUCACGUAGGCAUGGCUGGUGCCUGCUGGUGCCCACAGCUCACCCCUGAGUGCCCGAGGAGCGCUCCUGCCAGCUCUGAGCCGCCAGGCCUGGGGGUCGGGUUUGCUUUGCUCUUGGUUUUUUCAGUUGCUUUGUUUUUUCUUUAAGACAAACGUUUCCCUGUGUCCGUAAAAGUGUGGGCAUGCAGAGGCUUCUGCUGAGGGGGAAUCGGGGCAGCAGGGCCAGGCUGGGUGCCACCAGGGGACCCCCACAAGACCCCUGCCAAGCCUGCUGGUGUUGGCGGGCCGCCUGGCCCUUUGGAGCCGCCACCCCAGCAGUGUGGCCUGCCUGGCCCAGGGGGCGGAGGGGCACCUGUCUGGAAACGAGAUGCUCCAGAGCUGCUCUGUGCCGUUCACCCAUGGAGGAAGCUGGUGGGGCAAGUGUGUCUGUCCUCAGUCUCCGUCCCCUCUGGGCCUGGAGAUGGGUUGGGGGCUGGUGUCAUCUUGAGGGAGGAGGGAGACCUGGUCCACUUUGCUGGAGGCCAGCGGGGCCCUGGGUUCUGAUGCCUCAGAACAGGGUGGGGGAGAUCUGCCUGGGAGGCCCCGUGUCCUCUUCCCCUGGCCUCCCGUCCAGUCAGGGAGGGAGUGGGUGUUCCCUCUGAGCGUGUCUGCCGCUGGUGCAGGACAGCCAGUGGCCAUUGUGGGGGGCACACCGGCAUGGGUGUUCCAAAGGCCAGCUAGGUUCCUGUGGAGCCCAGGCCAGUUGUGGGAUGGGCCUUGAUUCCCAGUUGGAGGUGAGGGGUGGGGUCCCCGUCAGGUCUGGGGACGGGCUAAAAACCCAUUUCCGGGUCUGUGCCUGGAAACCGUCCCUCCGGGUGAGGCUGGUCCUUGGGACCCUCACCACAUGGCCCCUGUGGGAGCUGGCAAGACCCAGUGGGCCUAGCCCUGGGCAGGAGGCUGAUUGGCCAGCACUGGGUGGAGUAUGCCAGAAAAUGGCAGUCUGAGUCGCUGCUGUCUGUUGUCCCUCCAGAACCCCAGGACUGGGUGGUGGGCUCCCAACUGUCUGGGCACAGUGACCACAGCACGAAGGGCUCCCAGGUUAGACCCAGGGCCUGUCUGGGCACCACCUUCCUGCUUCCGUGGGAGUGCCAGAGCCAGAACCCUGACCCUGCUAGACUACCCUCCCUCUGAGGUGGCAGCCUUGGAGGGCCUACUGAGAAAGGCUGAGUCAGGGCUGGGGGUGGGAAUGCAGGUGAGGUGACUCAUGGGGAGUCAUAGGCUGUGGGGUCCCACCCCCCCCCCCCUUGGGACCUAUCAUGGGGAUCAGGCGCCAGGCUCCAGGGCUCACGGGAAGGGCUGGGAGUCGGCCAGGUUGUUCUGGAGCACUCCAGCCCUCAUCUGAGCCUUCCUGUGGGGAAAAGCCGUGUUUCCCAGAAAGCACGUGGGAUACACCCGGCCUAGGGGAGGUCCUUGGCUGGUCCCCUCCUGGGAAAUUCCCUGCCUGCAGGGACUGGGUGGAGCUCAAGUGGAGGGGCAGGGUGAGGGGGAAGGGUCUCUUGGCAGCCCAGGUUACAUUGGCCAGUCCAAGCUGGGUCCUAUUCCACAGCAAGAGCCCCUAGACUGGGUAGGACCCUCACGACACUCCCCCCCCCCCCCCAGCUGUCCUACGCACAAAGCAUGACUUGGGGUCAUGGGAUGAGCCUCAGGGAUCUCCACUGUGCCCACAGCCAGAAGGGAUGCACCUGCCACCCGCUGGCCCUGACAGUCCUUCCCACCGAGGGUCUAUCCCACUUGGGGUGACCAGCAGCCAGAGGAAGCAUGGGACGCUAGAAAGCCCAUGCAGGUGUUUGUUUCCCCACCAGACGUGCCCGCCAGCACCCGGUAGACAUGGCACAAAGUUUCAUACGAUCCGUUUUAUAACGGCUUUAUAAAAAAUAAACUUUGUUACUGUAAUGGGA